This is a messenger RNA of Parnassius apollo (apollo), 600 nucleotides long. Lineage: Eukaryota; Metazoa; Arthropoda; Insecta; Lepidoptera; Papilionidae. The record is from the annotation of a GenBank genome assembly.
AUGAUGGCAUCACUAAAGGAACUGCUUGACCAGCAAAGUGACAAAAUAUGCAAGUUGUGUGAGGAUAUCAGUGAUGUGAAGCAGCAUAUGUCUUACCUGAAUAAAACUACCGAAAACAUGUCCUGUGAAAUUAAUGACAUUAAACUUAACAUAACGACCCUGAAUAAACAAAUUGAAUCGACAAAUAUGAGAGUAUGUACCCUAGAAAAAGAAUUGUCUGAAAAAAACCACGUCAUUACCUCCCUAUCCACACAGCUCGGCGACAGAGAGCAGCAAGGUCGCUUGAAUAAUUUGGAGAUUGCCGGAAUCCCGUUCAAGAGAAGCGAAAACCUCAAUACUAUCCUAAACUGCAUCGCAACUAAGGUUGGAUUCAUAAUAUCACCUUCUGAUGUCGACUAUAUUCACAGAGUCAGGCGAUAUCCUCGUAAUGAUGAUAAUAAGAAAACCAUGCUUGGUCGAGAAUCAUCUGACAUCCCGAAUAUCAUAGUACGAUUUACUCAAAGAAAAAGAAAAUCCGACAUGUUGGCGGCAGUGCGCGUGCGCCGCGGCCUGACUACAGCUGACUUAGGCCUGGACGGCCUCAAGACCGGUUUUUAUUAA